AACCAAACCAUUCUUGGUUUAAAGAAAUACAAAGAAGACAAGUGCCCCUCCACCUCCCCACCUCCUAUCUGUCCUCCUAACACACUCUCUACAUCUACCCUCUUUUGCUCUAAAUAUACACUUCAGCAUUUGGACUUCCCUAGCUUACUUCUUUGUUUUGGUCGUAAAACUGUGUCGUUUAGGUUAACUUCUCCAUGACUGAGAACAGAAGGAUCUUCACCACUGUGCUGAGGCUGCUGGCCUUGGCUGCGACUGUUUCUGCCACCAUAGUUAUGGUCACCAGCCACGACUCUACCAACGUCUUGAACUUGACCUUCAAGGCCAAGUACAACCAUUCUCCGGCUUUCACGUACUUUGUGAUAGUGGAGGCAAUUGUAAGUGGAUACAACCUUAUAAUCCUGCUUCUUUCUUCCAAGGGCUCACUUUGGCGCAUGGUUAUCAUCCUAGAUGUGGUUGCAGCUCUUCUUCUUACUUCCAGCAUGUCAGCUGCCUUGGCGAUAGCUCAAGUGGGGAAGAAAGGGAACACUCAUGCUGGUUGGCUGCCAAUUUGUGGACAGGUCUCCAGGUUUUGCAACCAUGUCACUGGAGCUCUUGCUGCUGGCAUCCUUGCAGCAAUGUUUUACUUUGUGCUUAAUCUGUUUACCCUUUACAAUGUUCUUAAUCCUCUAUUUAUGGUAAAACCUAAUUAAUUACCAUUAGAAUUUUUAUGGUUAAUUUCCUUAAUUUUGGUCUUGCUUUCUGCUUAGCUUUUCCCAAUACUGUAAAAAGAUAGUAAAAAUGUAACAUUGUACUUGAAUGGCAGUUUUUUUUUUUUUUUUUAACAAACGAUAUUAUUUACAUUAAAUGGAAUAAUAGUUUGGAAUUACGAAAAAUUCUUUUUCAUAUUUUAUUUUUUCAUGCUAUAUAUGAAGAAAGAUUCAAGGAACUGUGAUUAUCUGCCACCCGUUUAUAUAUGUUUCUUGAUCUCUAUUUUUUUUUUUUUUUUUUGUCAAAUGAAAUUACUUCCAUUAAAAACUAGUACAAGAAAGAGAGACCAAAAGGCCUCCCAUAAACAACAGUAGGUAAAGUAAAAGACCUAAGCAAAAUGAGAGCUGUAACUCAAGAUACAUAUGGAGGCUCACACAAA
Molecule: messenger RNA, 1126 nt
Organism: Pyrus x bretschneideri (Chinese white pear)
Lineage: Eukaryota; Viridiplantae; Streptophyta; Magnoliopsida; Rosales; Rosaceae
Product: CASP-like protein 1C2
Exons: 3
Coding region: 195-689 (164 amino acids)
Source: RefSeq, a predicted model, not a curated record